This is a messenger RNA of Microcebus murinus (gray mouse lemur), 1289 nucleotides long. RefSeq names its product uroplakin 1B (gene UPK1B). The record is from RefSeq and is a predicted model, not a curated record. Gene Ontology annotation, cellular component: membrane. NCBI's taxonomy places the organism in Eukaryota, Metazoa, Chordata, Mammalia, Primates, Cheirogaleidae.
AGGAGGCUCAGGCGGCAGCAGGCUCAGCCCCUGUGAGACGCCUCCUCCCAAUCACAGACCACCCUUGCCUGGGCCCAGAGGUUCAAAGAAUUGCUGCAGGUAGAAAAGCACCGUGGGCUGGUGUGGACUGCAGAGGGGGCCUGCACAGCUCCAGGAGGAGGAGGCCAGGGCUGGCUUGUGGAAAAUCCUGAAGAUGGCCAAAGAUGACUCCACUGUUCGUUGCUUCCAGGGCCUGCUGAUUUUUGGAAAUGUGAUUAUUGGUAUGUGCGGCAUCGCCCUGACGGCAGAGUGCAUCUUCUUUGUAUCCGACCAAAGCAGCCUCUACCCACUGCUAGAAGCCACCGACAACGAUGACAUCUAUGGGGCAGCCUGGAUUGGCAUGUUUGUUGGCAUCUGCCUCUUCUGUCUGUCCGUUCUGGGCAUUGUAGGCAUCAUGAAGUCCAGCAGGAAAAUCCUUCUGGCGUAUUUCAUUCUGAUGUUUAUAGUAUAUGGCUUUGAAGUGGCGUCUUGCAUCACAGCAGCAACACAAAGAGACUUUUUCACACCCAACCUCUUCCUGAAGCAGAUGCUAGAGAGGUACCAAAACAACAGCCCUCCAAACAAUGACGAUAAAUGGAAAAACAAUGGAGUCACCAAAACUUGGGACAGGCUCAUGCUCCAGGACAAUUGCUGUGGUGUAAAUGGUCCAUCAGAUUGGCAGAAAUAUACGUCUGCCUUCCGGACUGAGAAUAACGAUGCUGACUACCCCUGGCCCCGUCAGUGCUGUGUUAUGAACAAUCUUAAAGAACCUCUCAACCUAGAGGCUUGCAAACUGGGAGUGCCUGGCUAUUACCACAGUCAGGGCUGCUAUGAACUGAUCUCUGGACCGAUGAACCGACAUGCCUGGGGGGUUGCCUGGUUUGGGUUUGCCAUUCUCUGCUGGACUUUUUGGGUUCUCCUGGGUACCAUGUUCUUCUGGAGCAGAAUUGAGUAUUAAGUGUCAUCACCAUACCUCCUUCCUCUAGUGAUUCUGGAUUUGGUGCUGGAACCGGCUGUCUCCUAAUAUCCCACAUCUGUGCUCCACAGUCACACGUGCAUGUCUCACUCAAAUUGCCAAGUCAGGUGAUGUGGAGUUUCUUUAGCCUUCCAGGCUCCCAAAAUUCUCACGACUGUACUUUUCAUACUGAUCUAGCGUUCUGCAAUAUUUUUAUAGACUAUAGGAAAGAAUUUGGAAAAUAUAUAAUAACUUCUAUCUCUGUUUAUUUUGAAUUUGGGAGUAUAAAGACGUCAAAGAAACCUGUGUUAUCACA